GCCCUUUAAAUAUCGUGUAUUUUUUUCAUUUAAAUCAGUGUCUUCUUUUUUUUUGUUACUGUGAAAGUCCUAUAGUUCUAUUAUAAAUACUUUUAUUUAUUAUUAUAUAAACUUUAUGAAUAUUUUUAUUACAGUUUAGUAUGAAAAUCGGUGAAAAUCUAACUGUCAAUAUAUAAUUUAGAGGUUAGAAAUAUUUCCUUUGUUGUGCGGAAAAAUGAGUUGUAUUGUUUGAUACAUUUUUUCAAUAUUGGUCGAAAAAAGUUAUCUCUGUUUUUAUUUCUUAGUAAAAUAGUUGUUUCUUUUUUUGUUGUUUAAAAAUUUUUUUUUGACAAUCAAAAAGUUUAUAAAUAAAUUUUUAUACUUUUUUUUUUGCUGAAUAUGUGUCACAAGUAGUUUUAUGUGAUUCACGUAUUUUAUAUACUUAUUAUUCUCAUGAAAUUUACUCAUCCUCUUGUUUACAAUUAUAUUGCUUUACGUGCAAAGCUUCAAAAAGUAUAUCUUGUGUCAUAAUCAAAUCAUAACUUUUCUAUUAUAAAGUUUCUCGAAUUCAAUUGAAUUAAAUUAUAAAGAAAUUAUAUUAUUUUCUUAUUGUAUAAAUUAAAAUUACAAAAUUUUACACUAGUAAAUUUAUUUUUUAAACGAAACACCAAUUUCCGUGUGAAUUUAUUUAAUUUCCAUAAUUAGCAUUAUGGUAUUGGAACGGGAAAGGGAAUUUUUUAAAGCCGAUUCAUCCAGCAUUGUAGAAUGGUUGCAGAAGAGUGGUCAAUUAAAAGCUGAGGGAAGUGAAAGUCCGGUAUUUGGUAAUGAAGGUGGAUCUGGAAGAUUAGCACCUCAUGAAUUACCAAAUGAAAUUUCUGCACCAUAUGAAGUACCACAAUUUCCCAUUGAGCAAAUUGAGAAAAAACUUCUUAUUCAACGUCAACUUACAGUAAAGGCUGCAAAGGAUCUUGAGGAAAGACGCAGUCAUUAUGAACCAUCCCUUGGACCAGGGGUGCCAGAUAAUAACGAACAUCCUUUUACACUUGAAGAGAAUGACUUUGUACCGCAUUUUCAACGAGUCUCCAUUUCCGGAGAGGAUACUUCCGGGGUACCAUUGGAGGAUUUACAUCAAGCAUCGCAAUUAUUGGUACAAGCACUUGCAAUUCGUGAGAAAUAUAUGAAUAAUUCCAAACAAACAUUUCCGACAAUUACAUCAAGAUUUUUGCGAAGUGUUGAUAAAAGGCCUCAUUCGUCAGAUGACGAUUUUCAACACGAUGAUCGAAUGGCCAUUGAAGAUCAUCCAGUACACGUUCCAGCUUCACGUGGUGAUCCAUGGGAAUGUGAAUUUCCAGUGACAAAAAAUUAUAAAAUUGCACCUAUUAAUGGAGUAUUCAAUUUAUUUGCUAGUGAUGAAGAUUUAGAAAAUAAAAAACCAGUUCCUUAUUCAUAUCCCGAUUUAUCGACAUUUGUUGGCGAUAUGAAUAUUCUUUGUGCAAUGAUUGCUAAUGGACCAUUAAAAUCUUUUUGUUAUCGAAGACUGAGUUAUCUCUCAUCGAAAUUUCAAUUACAUGUUCUUCUCAACGAACUUAGGGAACUUGCGAGUCAAAAAGCAGUUCCUCAUCGAGAUUUUUAUAAUAUUAGAAAGGUGGAUACACACAUUCACGCGGCCUCUUGUAUGAAUCAAAAACAUUUGCUACGUUUUAUUAAAAAAACACUUAAAAAUCAUGCCGAUGAAGUUGUAACGUGUUCAAAAAUUGGAGAAACUAUGACACUUCGAGAAGUUUUUCAAUCGAUGAAUUUAACAACUUAUGAUCUCAGUGUUGAUAUGCUUGACGUUCAUGCUGAUAGAAACACGUUUCACAGGUUUGAUAAAUUUAAUGCAAAAUACAAUCCAAUUGGUGAGAGUCGUCUUCGUGAAGUUUUUUUGAAAACGGACAAUUAUUUAAAUGGUAAAUAUUUUGCGAGAAUAAUAAAAGAAGUGUCAAGCGAUCUUGAGGAAUCGAAAUAUCAAAAUUCAGAACUUCGACUUUCAAUUUAUGGAAAGAGUCCCGAUGAAUGGGAUAAAUUAGCAAAAUGGGCAAUUCAAGGUGAUGUCUAUUCUGACAAUGUUCGUUGGCUCAUUCAAAUUCCCCGAUUAUAUGAUAUUUUUAAACUCAACAAACUUAUGACAAAUUUCCAAGAGAUACUUAAUAACAUUUUCCUACCGCUUUUUGAAGCGACAAACGAUCCUAAUUCACAUCCUGAACUUCAUAAAUUUCUUCAGUAUGUCAUUGGUUUCGAUUCCGUGGACGAUGAGAGCAAACCGGAAAAUCCUCUUUUUGACAAAGAUGUAUUUCCACCAGAAAAAUGGGAAGAUGUCGAAAAUCCACCUUAUGGUUACUAUCAGUACUAUACAUACGCUAAUAUGACAGUUCUCAAUCAUUUUAGAGCGGAACAAGGACUAAACACCUUUGUUUUGAGACCUCAUUGUGGAGAAGCAGGUCCAAUACAGCAUUUAGUUUGUGGUUAUAUGAUGGCCGAAAAUAUCUCACACGGUCUUUUACUUCGAAAAGUUCCAGUGUUACAAUAUCUUUAUUAUUUGGCACAAAUUGGAAUUGCAAUGUCGCCUCUCAGUAAUAAUUCAUUAUUUCUCAAUUAUCAUCGUAAUCCACUUCCAGAAUAUUUGGCGCGAGGACUUUGUGUUAGUCUUUCAACUGACGAUCCACUUCAAUUUCAUUUCACCAAGGAGCCUUUAAUGGAGGAAUACAGUAUUGCUGCACAAGUUUGGAAAUUAAGUUCAUGCGAUAUGUGCGAACUUGCAAGAAAUUCUGUUAUUAUGAGUGGAUUUCCACACAAGAGCAAGCAAUAUUGGCUGGGUCCAAAUUAUACAAAAGAAGGUGUCGCAGGAAAUGAUAUUACAAGAACAAAUGUCCCCGAUAUUCGUGUUGCUUAUCGUUAUGAAACAAUGGUCGAUGAGCUUUCAAAUAUUUUCAAAGUUGUUGAAAAAUUAGAAACCUUCUAGCGUUUACCUUUAUCUUGUGUUUCGUCUUAUAUCGCCAAUAGAUUUGCAAUUUAAUUGCUUGUUUCAUCGAAUCUUAUAUAAAAACGAACACAAGAACAAUUAGUGAUUACUCUAAAAAUUUAUUUUCCCCUUUACGGCAACUUAUAAGAAAUUAAUUUUCUCAAUUCUACAAAUCUCGAGUUUUUAUCUCGCAAAAAAAGUAAUAUCGUUAUAUAAUAAAUAGUUUCUAUUUUAUCAUGGCUGUUAAAUCAUGUUUAUAUAGGCAAUAAGAAAAGUUGUUUAUUAUAAAAAAUGUAUGAAAAAAAAAAAAAACAAAUGAUACUUUAAAAACGAAUUUAUUGUAAAGAAAAUUGUUUUUAUCGAUUGACUUCGAAUGAAGAUAAGAUAUGGCUUGACCAAAUGUAGAUUUCUUUUUUUUUUUCUUUUUUUUUUAGUAAACAACUAAAUCCUCGAAUAUGAUAAAUUUUUUGGGCUAAAAUAAAUACCAUUAGAAGCAUAAUAUUAAAUUAGAAGAAAAAUUUUUAGCUAAGGCUUUAAAAUUUUAUUUUAUUACAUUUUUGUACAUUUAUACCACAAUCAUAUAAUUUUAUUUCUUCAUUAGGAUUCAUUAUUAUAAAAAUCGUGCGAUCCUAGGAGAAAGUACAGUUAUUUUCUAAUAUUGCCAAAUUGUAAAAAAAAGAAUGUAAAAAUAUAAUGAUAAAUAUAUAAUUGUGCGUUUGAAUAUAUUAUAAAUUUAAUCAUAUUGGUUUUUAUAAUCCAUAAUUAAUUAAAAAAUUGUAACUGUUUAUUUUUAUUUUUUAACUGUAAUUGUUAAUUUAUGUAACGAAAUUAUAAACUGUAAUAAUUUUUUCUGUAAUUAAAUAUUAGAAAUAUUUUAA
This is a messenger RNA of Leptopilina boulardi, 3858 nucleotides long. RefSeq names its product AMP deaminase 2 (gene AMPdeam). The record is from RefSeq and is a predicted model, not a curated record. The coding region runs from base 689 to 2980 and encodes 763 amino acids. Gene Ontology annotation, cellular component: cytosol. Gene Ontology annotation, biological process: AMP metabolic process; IMP salvage. Lineage: Eukaryota; Metazoa; Arthropoda; Insecta; Hymenoptera; Figitidae. Gene Ontology annotation, molecular function: AMP deaminase activity. The transcript is spliced from 11 exons.